This is a messenger RNA of Eruca vesicaria subsp. sativa (arugula), 2143 nucleotides long. The record is from the annotation of a GenBank genome assembly. Lineage: Eukaryota; Viridiplantae; Streptophyta; Magnoliopsida; Brassicales; Brassicaceae.
GAGAAGACUCCCUCCAUGAAUCAAAAACCCCUUCCACCGAUUAAUAGAAAAAAACCAAACAAAAAAUCAAAACUUUCUUCAAACAACAAAAAAAAAAAGAUUUUCUUUCAAAAACCAAAAUUUUCUUUUACAUAAAUUUUACAAUUUUAUUCCUUCCAUUUACGAAAAAAAAAUCCGAUUUAUAUAAUUUCUUCCAUUUACAGAAAUUGAUUCUGUUUUUCUCUGACUCCGUCUCUGUUUCUGGGUUCGUCGCCAAGAGAAUUGUCUUCACCUUCAUGUCUCACAUUCAAACCUUUUAGGCCUUCCUCUGUUUUUUUUGUGAGAAUCUUCAAAUAGCCUCUUAUAGAUGGAAUCAGAAACAGAGUCCUCUCCUCCUUCAAGAGAUCUAACCCAAUGCUGCGACUGUGAAUGCCAUUCCUCUCCACGUCCCUUAAACCGUUCUCUGAAACGCAGACACAACGACGAGCUCGACGGUUCUUCAUCAAACCCUAAAGUCCACAUCGAGAACGAAUGCGAAUUGCUCCGAGAAACCGUCACCAGCCAACAACAAUCAAUCCAGGAGCUCUACGAGGAGCUUGAGAAGGAGAGGAACGCUGCAGCUUCAGCUGCAGAUGAGUCAAUGAACGUGAUGCAGAGGCUGCAGAACGAGAAAGCAGAGCUUCAGAUGGAGCUGAGGCAGUACAAGCUUUACGUUGGGGAUAAGAUGGAGCAUGAUUUGCAGGAGAUGUUGGCUUUGGAGGAUUUGUUGAAUCAGAGGGAGCAGACUAUAAUGGCUUUGACUUGUGAGGCUCAGGGUUAUAAGCAUAGGAUGAUGAGUUAUGGUCUCACUGAGGCUGAAGCUGAAGGUGAGGAGGAGGAGGAGGAGGAUAAGAGUUUGUUGUUGCUUAGUCCUGAUCCGAGUUCUGAGUGUGGGGGUCUUUAUCCUUCUUUGAAGUGUAGUAUUAACGAGAGUCAAGAUCAUCUUGAGUCUGAUGUUUAUGUGGCUGAUGAUGGGAAGUUCCCUCCUGUGAAUUCGCCUUUGAAGAAUUUGGAUCAGAGAAUCAGCGAGAUGGAGACGAAUCCUAGCUUUGGUGAGCUGGAUGGUGGUUUCUCUAGUGGUGUGAGAGAGAGGGAUGUUAAGGAGAAGAUGGUUGUUGGUCAGAGUCCUAGGCCUCAACGACAUUUUAGGAGGAUGUCUACUAAAGAAGUUAGGCUUGAUGCUUAUGUUGAGUCUCCGAGGUCUAAGAAUGUUAAUGCUAAAGAUGAUGACUCUUCUGAUAUAGGAGAUGACAUGAGUGAUGAUAGAGUUUACACCAUUGAUUCUGUACAUCACGGUGUGACUGAGCAGAAGCUUGAGGCAGAGACUUCUGAUGGCAGUGUGGUUUUCCCUAGAGAGCAAAUGGAUCUUGGUGAUCCUGAUAUAACGAAGCUUUACAUGAGGCUUCAGGCACUUGAAGCUGACAGAGAGUCAAUGAAACAGGCGCUUAUUUCUAUGAGGACUGAGAAGGCUCAAAUGGUAUUGUUGAAAGAGAUUGCUCAGCAUUUGUCAAAGGAAGUUGUGCCUCAACGGAGGUUGCCUCUGAGGAAAGUAUCUAAUGGUGGGUCAUUGCCUUUCACGCCAGUCUUUAAGUGGAUCACAUCUUUUGUUUCAUGGAAGAGAAAGGCUCGUAGAAGCAAGUACAUGUAUGGGAUGUCAGCAAACAACAUGGGACUGCAAAUGCUUCUAGAAAAGGUCCCUAGAUCAAGGAAAUGGCGAUGCCUCAGGAGCACGCAAGUGUAACACAGAUCCAAAGCCAAAAUCAUUCUCCUGACACUCUAGAUUUCCAAACCACAUAAAAGUAUUAAGUACUGAUGAAUUUGCAUGUCGUUAAGUGUGUGUGUUUCUCUCCAACUCGAACUGGGUUAAUCUUGUUCUUGGGUUGCAGGGAAAAAUGUGUCUUAUGCAGUUUUUUUAUUCAUUCUGUUUGGCUCCAAUGUUUUAACUGUUUGUAUAGAAAAAAUAAUGGGGUUGAAGAAUGAUUUAUAACUGAGAUGCUACACAAUCUUUGUAUUGUUUCUAACAUGUGUUGUUUUAUUGGUUUUUUCAUAUUUUGGAGAUGGAUACAUCGUCAUGUGUUGUUUUAAUGCGACCAUCCUAAUUCAACACCUUGUCUUAUUUAUAUCA